Bemisia tabaci is the source of this 4789-nucleotide messenger RNA. Its product is annotated as DDB1- and CUL4-associated factor 8. The record is from RefSeq and is a predicted model, not a curated record. Gene Ontology annotation, molecular function: protein binding. NCBI's taxonomy places the organism in Eukaryota, Metazoa, Arthropoda, Insecta, Hemiptera, Aleyrodidae. Gene Ontology annotation, cellular component: cytoplasm; Cul4-RING E3 ubiquitin ligase complex.
AAACACGUAAAAUGGACAUUAGAGAGUGAAUCUUUUAAAACGAUAAGAAUUUAUGAGACUUAUAUUUGCGGCUUUCAUAUUCGUGAAUCUUCAUCUUCAUACCCCUAGUGAAUUUAAUCUAGUUUUGUACAAUUUUUACAGACAUAUUUCUAUGAUAAUUUCGUGGUCAGUCACUAUCGUUGUAUCCCUUACUGCGCCGAUUUUCGUGAAUCCUGCCAAUUUUUUCUUAUCUUCUCUCAAUCGCUAAUGGGUUCACUGAACAUGUGAUCCACAAUGUCAAUAAAACUCUGCUGAACACAUCAGACAUGGAUGACUGACAAGUAGACCCACAGCUUAUUAUCUUGCCAUUCAUUCCAUGAGUCAAAUGGAGGAUACUUCCAAUAAAAAAGGAGAUCCUGCUGGAUCUGAACCUGGGGAGAGUCUCGAAGACCAGUUUUUGCGGGACCUAGAAGAAGAUGCCGACAAAGAACCAGAACCUAAACUCACUCGCCUUAACAACUCAAGUGCCGUUCCAGGAAAGUCUAGCCCAACAAAAGUGCCCGCUGUUGAAGAUAUUAACUGUGUGGAAACGGAGAUAAAUAGCCUCAAGCUCUCAGCACGUGGGAGUGAGGGUGAGAGGGGGCCUGGAGCAGAAACAGCUGAGGAAAGUGCAGGAACUAGUGAAACACAAGAGUCCAAGUCAAAACAAGAAGGACUCUCAGAUUCAGAGGCCAGUAGUGGUAGCGUUAGUGAUGGUGCCAGAGUGAUUCGAGUCACCACUUUCAGAUUCAUGCCGAGGAAGAGGCCACGCAAUUUUCGUGCCCGAAUCGAAUCAGACAGCGAAGAUGAUGACCUCCAAAUUGCAUCCUCUCCGACAGAAGAGCAAGGAAGUUCGUCAAGCUCCUCUUCCUCAUCAGCCUCAGAUUUUAACGAUUUAGGUUCCCUCUCAGAUUCAUCAUCCUCCUCAGAUAUGUCAGACACAGGCGUAUCCCUCCUCAGCCGUGCUGGGGCGCUGUAUCAUUUCCCAGGAUACUCCGGGGGAUUCUCGACGGCAGAAAAGAAUCGUGAUAUCAAUCUCCUGAAGCCAGGACCCAAGCAUAAGUGGUUCUGCGUCCAGGAAUUCAUCAAUAGGCAAAUCAGAAAUUCAUCAAAAGUGCAAGCAGCGCGGGACUUCGAGCAGCGUUGCAGUGCAUCACUACAUUUUGUACAGAGACUGCAGCUGUCGCACAAGUUGAGCAAACAUACGGGUUGUGUCAAUACACUCAACUUCAACCAGCGUGGAGAUCUCUUGCUCAGCGGCUCUGACGAUCGCAAAUGUAUCAUGUGGAACUGGGCGGAGAAUAAAGUCAACCUCAAGUUCGAGACUGGCCAUUGGAGCAACGUUUUCAAUGUGAAAUUUUUACCGCAUACUGCUGAUACUCAUGUUGUGACUUGCGGACGAGAUGGUCAAGUACGGCUAGCAUUAUUAGGUUCCUCUGGACGAGAAACAGAAACACGUCUUUUAGUUCGGCAUUCACGCCCUGUCCACAAAAUUGCAACUCUUCCAGACAGCCCACACAUAGUUCUCAGUUGUGGAGAAGAUGGAAUCGUAAACUCUGUUGACCUCAGAAAAGACUCUUCAAGUAUGAAGACGCGGCUGUUGAAAGUAGUAGAAAAGAACCAAAAAAUAGAAUUAUUGUACAGUAUUAGCGUGAAUCCAGUUAAUCCUCAUCAGUUCAUCGUUGCAGGCCAGGCGUGGUCAGUUCGUUUGUAUGAUAUGCGAAAAAUACCAACUGACCACAAACCUGUCAUGAAAUUCUACCCUCAUACUUUAGGUGAAUAUAAUUGGCAUAGUCAUUACAUAACGUCAGCUGUCUUCAACCAUAAUGGGACUGAAAUUCUUGCUUCGUAUAAUUAUGAGAGUAUCUACCUCUUUGAUGCAACAAAAACUACUCCAGGAGAAUUUGUUCAUUGUUAUGAAGGUCAUCAAAACUGUGUAACAAUUAAAGGUGUCAAUUUCUAUGGGCCAUCAAGUGAAUACAUUGUUUCGGGUUCCGACUGUGGUAAUAUUUUCAUUUGGGAGAAGGAAACGGAAGCCAUCGUUCAGUGCAUGCCGGGUGAUGAUCGAGGCGUUGUGAACACACUAGAGCCUCAUCCUGCAUUUCCAUUCCUGGCAACAAGUGGCUUGGAUAAUGAGGUGAAAAUGUGGAUGCCGCUGGGGGCGGAAGAAGUAUCGAGAGCCAAACUAGAGCGAAUUAUUGCAAAGUCGAAUGAAAAAUUAUACUCUGAAGAUAAUGCAGCAGACUAUGUGCGUCUCAGAGAUUUUCUGCGAAAUUUCAGUGAAUCAAGAGGCUGAUUUCUUCAUUAUAUAGAAAAGUAUGCUCCCAUGUCGACCAUAAUCUAUUGGCCUCAUGAGAUCAACAAGUUUAAAACAAAAUUCCCAUUUCAGGAUGUAACUACUUCCAGGAGGCAAACCUUUAACAAGCUGUGAAAUGAAAAAAAUCAAUCUAAAAGGUAGUGAACCGUAAGGGAAGUAUCCCAUUAUUCUUUUUUCUUUUUUUCUACUUCAUUCCUUCAAUUUUUGCAGGCGUUGAAGAUAAUUGAUUGGAAUGCAUAAGACUUAUUUUGUGAUUCCCAUUGUCGUAUAUUCCAGAAUAUCUUGAAAUUAUAUUUUACCAAAAACUAUUUACUCUCCAAAUGUACAAGAGCUUUUCUGGUUGAUCUAUGCUUCAUUUUUUAAGGAUGCUGUCAAUGUUCCGAUUGUAUUUGCUGAAAAUCAAUUUUCCUUGUUAAGAUUGUUUAAUCAGUUUAGUUUGCAAAACCAAUGCACUUUGUUUUCUAAGUUGAAACCGCAUUAUCCUCGAAAUGUCAAUUACCUACAGAGUCUAAGUUAAAGAAUAACUCAUGACCUUUAAUAAAAUAUUUGCAAAGGAAACCUCUGUUCUCUACUCUCAACAUAAUUUCUCCAUCACAGGGUGGAAUUCUUUUUACUAAUCAGAGGUUUGACUUAAAGUAGCAGUCCUUUUGGAUUAUUACUCUUAACUGUGAGUGCACUGUUGAUACAUUUUUUAGAUUUUUUAGAGAAAAAAUAGUAAUUUUGUGAAGUAUGUUAUCUCUUUCCUUUUCGUAAGGGAGUCAACCCCAUUUACUCAUUGAUCAUUGAUUCGUUACCUUAAACCCUUUUUCGAUUUAAAAAGAUGUGAUGUGCUUUUUAACUAAUCAAAAGCCAGGAUUUGGCCGUACAUUACUUCUUGCAGAAGGGAACCAGAGUAAUUGAAUCUCUCAGUUCAAAAACGACCCAACUUGGGUCCAUGCCAUGAACCAUGAUCAACCUUUUGCGUCGAAACACUCCUUUUCUGGCUGUUACGAAGUUUUUAUCGUCUCGUGAAAAAUUCCAUUUUUCCAAGAUGGGUCGUUUUCAAAUUGAGAGAUUCAAUCUCAGCAGUGUUACAGUUAUGCGUUUACAUCUUUAUCCUAAUAAAAUGCCUCGUAUAACGAAUAGUUUUUGUUUUUCCACCAAAAAUUGUAAAUUGCAAAAGAAAACGCCAGUGUAAAUUUUAUUCCUUUACAUAUUUGUAAUAUUCUAAGCAAUGAAGGAGUCUGAACAAUUUUGAAUACACUGUAAUCGUGUUGGUUUUCCUCUGCUAAAUUCGAUCCAUUUAUCAAUACAUCAGAAAUUAAUCAAGGAAUCGAUGAAAUGAUGGAUGGACUAUACUGAAUAUUUCUGUUAUUUACACUGUGGCUUUUGUAAGCUUUACAGGCAAUUGCGUGUCAAAAAUUUUCUUAUAAACUCGAUUUUUAACAUCUAAUGAUAAUCUGUAAUGCUUGAAGUGGUCACAGAGUAAAUAACGGAAAAAGCUCUUGUGUAAAUCAUUAUGAAGAGAUGAUGCGGUUUCAUCCUCAUGAUGUAAGCUGAUGAAGGGAAACAAAAAAGUGCAAUAACUGAUUCAUUGAAGAUCGAUUUAGGUUAAUUGAAUAUUUCAAUCUUAAAAAUUGAAAAUUAAACCGAUAUUUUUCUUGAAGAUCCAAGCGCCAAAAUCCCAAUUUUUGAGAAAAACGGAGGAAGGAAUGCCAUUUGGCGCGCGUUCAAUCUUUUGAGCUUAGUUUCAGUAGGUAUUUCUCCGACGCAUACAUUAUCCAGACUCAAAAGAUCGAGCACAUGCCAAAUGACACAGUUUUUCUUGAAACUUGGAUUUGGGCUCAUAAGAAAUCUGUUAGUUCAAUUGACCCAAAAAAAAUUAUUUUUAGAAACUUGUUCUAUUAAAUACUUGUCCAUUGAAAACUAAUUUAUGAAAGGUUCUUCUGCAGUUAAGUGCAUUCCUCUUCCCUGGUAUGUUGCUUCCAUGUAUCUGUCCUUUAUCUGUUGUUUUGAACUUACUCAUUUUGUUUUCUAUCAUUCAAUUUUCAAUCAAUUAAUCUGGGAUGAAAUUAUUAACUCAGAGCUUCCAAAUUUUUGCUUUUGAUGUUCGAGGAAUUUCUGCCAAAAAGAAAAAUUAUCUGCCUUUUUAUUGAAAACUCAUGUAAAUUCCUUUCAUCAGUUAUUCCUGUAUUCAUCCCAUGUGUGAAUAUGUAAUAUUUUGUAAGUAGUAUUUUGAUUAUGAUCCGAUUGAAUAAUAUUUUACUUUGAAAUUAAACCUCAAUCGAGACCUCAUAAUUCUAUUCUGUAAGUGAAGACUUAUCGAAAGACCGGUGGAGGAAUUCCUCUAUUCAGGUCUCGUAUGCCAUGUACUUUUGUUCCAGCUUCUUGUUCUGGCUCUAUAUUUUGUACAUUUGUUCAUGUUUCUUUUCGAUUGUUCUAAGUAAUGAAAUCAAUUACGCAUCUGUUUUAAAA